CGGUUCCAGCUGUUGCUCCAUUUAGCUUGGGGCGCGGCGCGCAAGUUCGCGGGGAGCUCUCUCCCCGCGCCUCCCCAGAAUCACGAGAUUUGAGCGUUGAUCAACAACAUGCGAGAAGUCGUCCACUGCGGAGUGGGUUCAAUUCCGAAGGAUCCCUUUCGGGAAGUUUGAACCCACUUGCUUUUUGAAUUUGUGUUGCUGCAAGUGCUCGCGCAAGGCUAAUGAUAGAGAAGUUAGAAGUGGGUUUUAAAUUGGAAAUUUCUUGUUUGAGAUAAUGGGUGCGCGGAGAUAAUUCGUGUCGUGGUCAUCUCGACAUCGACGGAAUGUCAACGUCUGGAUAGAGGGUGGCGAUUUUAAGCCCCCCUGGAAUCGGCUUAGUCUGAUGAAUAGUGAAUUCGGUUGCGCAAGUUUAGAGCAUCGUAGACACGUCCUGGAGGCAUUGCAUGAGAUUAAUUCUCCCCCCCCCUCCCCCCCCCACCCCAAAUAUGUGUACACUGUUUUGCAGCCUGAGUGAAUGUUCCGGAAGACUUCUAAUACUACUCAGUAUGUUUUUCACCAUGGCAGCUUUCAGGAUCGGAUGGGGGUGAAGCCAAUUGUUUUGGUGGCAAAAACUCAAACAUACCCCCUCUCUCUUACCCCAAUGCAAUCAGAUAGGUGAUUCGCAAGUGGAAAAGGUUAUGAGCUCUUAAGACUCUCCUAAGAUCUCUCCAUCCCCGCAGCGUCCUUUACAUGUCCUUCCACAAGUCCUUUCAGAAGUGCAUUCACAUGCGGAUCCAGGACCAGGACUAGCAGUUUCUUCUCCUCAUGAGAGCUUCGACGCGAGCGAGUUUGUAAACCUCCUUCUCCUCCCAGAUUCCACUGCGCAUCUGCAUCUCGUAAGUUCUCCUCGGCAACUCUUGGCUUAAGCAAGGUCUGAGCAAAACUAGUGCAUUGGUACGGGUCUUCUCAGUAGUCCGUGCUGCUGCUCAGGGGACGUUCUUGCUGUGAAAUCUAUAUUGGUACCGAGUGGUGUACCCAUUGCGUAGCUAUUUCGGGAUCAACGGACGCCAUGAAGAUGAGCGCUACAUCCGGUGUACAGCUCGCUGUCCUCCUUCUUGCGCUGAGUGUAUCUUCUGUGCUUGGAGGGCCAUUUGGUUGGAACUUUGGACGCAUCACCUACUACGGUUCUCCGAAUGGAGGUGGAACGCAGGGAGGCGCUUGCGGGUAUCAAAACACUUUCGCACUAGGAUACGGAACUAAUACUGCUGCGUUGAGUUCACGUUUGUUCCAAGGCGGGGCUGCCUGCGGAGCUUGCUACCAGCUCAGAUGCAUUGCGCCGAAAUGGGGUAAGAACUGGUGCUGGAACUACGCAAGGUCCAUCGUGGUUACUGCCACAAAUCUUUGCCCAUCAGGUUCAAACGGAGGCUGGUGCAACCCUCCCAAUGCCCACUUCGAUUUGCCGAUGCCUGCCUUCACUAGUCUAGCAAGGAAGGAAGGAGGUGUUACCCCUAUCAUGUACAGGAGAGUGAGGUGUGCCAGGCGCGGCGGUAUUCGCUUCACCAUAGGAGGCAACCCUUUCUUCUUGAUGGUUCUCAUUCACAACGUUGGAGGUGCUGGUGAUGUUAGGGCUGUGUCCAUCAAGGGACAGUACACUGGGUGGGUGGGCAUGUACCGUAAUUGGGGUUCACUUUGGACAUGCACAACGAAGAUUGAUGGUGCGCUGACUUUCAGGAUUACAACCGGUGAUGGAAAAACACUAAUUCUUUACAAUGCUGUGCGCAAAGGUUGGAGGUUUGGCCAAACCUGGGAGGGUUCCCAGUUUAGGUGAUCUCGAUUGUAUUAUAUGCUGGUUGCACGCUGAAAGCCUUUCCAGCAUAAAAGCCACUCUUGCGACCAGUCCACUUGGACGAUGGUAUUCAUUGUGACACAAUUUUAGCAAUUGAUCUGUUUUGGAAAAUCAUUUAUCGUUUGGCGUAUUAGAAGAUUACAGGAUGCAGCACUUUCUUAAAUAAACUUUAUAAUCCGAUCUUUUUUUCUGCUAUUGAAGACAAGCUGUUCAUGUGAUAUUGAGGCACUUAAGGAUGCGAAGAUUUUCAUCUAUGGCAUUAGGAAAAAUAUAGUAGCACGGGCCGCACAGGUGAUUUGUGUUCAAUUUGUGUAGAUUGAGCAUAGCGCGCCAGUGGAAAACACAACUAGGUCAUGACGAACCCUUCAUGUCGAAAAGUGUUCGAGAUUUUGAAGUCCCCUCAGGACAGCUGAAUCACUCCCGAUCAUAAUUGUGUAAGCUGCGCAUGAUUCAAGUUUGUAAUUUCGAUGAAAUAUAAUCUGAAAUCUUCUGCUGUGCGAGGUGAAGUGCAUCUGGCCACCCGCACAUUUAUCACAAA
Physcomitrium patens is the source of this 2363-nucleotide messenger RNA. RefSeq names its product expansin-A11. NCBI's taxonomy places the organism in Eukaryota, Viridiplantae, Streptophyta, Bryopsida, Funariales, Funariaceae. Gene Ontology annotation, biological process: plant-type cell wall organization. The record is from RefSeq and is a predicted model, not a curated record. Gene Ontology annotation, cellular component: extracellular region.